AAAUGAACGUGAAACUGGUUGUGGCAAAUGUAAAUAGGGCGAAGAGCAUCGAUCGAGCAGCGUGAUUCCAUUUAUCUAGUCCAUCAUCGAACGUCUUCUUCUCUGUUAUCAACUUAAGAAACAAAAGCAUAAACCACAUCCACAUGGAAAUGAGAGUAAGCAAGUAAGCCAAUAAAUAUCUGGUGGGUAAUAAAUAAACAAAAACUGCACACCCCUCAACUCAACUCACCAAGUAAGUAAGUAGUUGGUCAAAAGAUUUCCAUAAGAAUAUGAUUCUUAGGGAAAAUGAAAUUGUGAAUAGGUUGGAUGUCCUCCAGCAACCUCCAAGGGUGCAGGAAAAUGUGGAGGAGGAAAAGAACCUCACAGAAGAACUGAAUAAAAUUUGGCUGGAAGAGGAAAGCUUUUGGAGCCAAUGCUCCAGAGUCAAUUGGCUACAAAAAGGGGACCAAAAUACUUCCUUCUUCCAUUCCAGCACUAUUUUCAGGAAACACAAAAACAAAAUCCUUCGCCUAAUGGAUGAUCUGGGGAAUUGGGUGGAAGAUGAAGCAAGGCUUAAGGGUAUGUCAGUGGGGUUUUUCAAAGGUCUUUUCAAGGCAAGAUCUCCUAUUGCUUUCCACCAUCUCCUUCAAGGCUUUCCAACGAUGGUUACAGGAGAGAUGAAUGAAGACCUCACUGCGACUAUUAGCGAUGAGGAGAUUAGGAAGGCAGUGUUCUCUUUAGGAGCCCGAAAAGCUCCUGGUCCGGAUGGGUUCUCAGGAAAAUUCUACAGGAAGUACUGGGAUACUGUUGGUGAAACACUUUGCAGAGAAAUAAAGGAUUUUUUUGAGACUGCAUCUAUGCCGGAAGGUUGGAAUGACACUCACAUUGUGAUGGUACCAAAGGUUGACCAUCCGGAAAACAUUGGGCAAUUCCGCCCCAUUAGUUGCUGCAACUUCAGGUACAAAAUCAUAUCAAAGAUCAUGGCGACCAGAUUGAAGAAAUGGACUCCGUCCAUUGUCUCUGAGCUUCAAACAGCAUUCACAAGCGGUCGUCUCAUCCAGGACAAUAUCAUUAUUGUUCACGAAGUAUUACAUCAUUUCAAGAACCACAAAUUGGGCAACAGGAGAGAUAUGAUGCUGAAACUGGAUAUGAAGAAGGCAUAUGACAUGGUUGAUUGGGAAUGCCUGGAAACUCUUCUGAGAAGAUACGGUUUUAAUGAUAAGUGGUGCAGAUGGGUUAGCAGUUGUAUCCGAACUGUUAGAUUCUCCGUGUUGUUCAAUGGUGAAGCAUCGGAGACCUUCUGUCCAUCUAGAGGCAUUAGACAGGGAGACCCAUUGUCCCCAUUCCUCUUCAUCCUUAUGUCUAAUGCUCUCACUUUCCUUGUUGACAAGGCUGUGUCGGAAGAUCGCAUUAAGGGGAUUAAGCUUAACACUAGAUGUCCCAUCAUUACCCAUUGUCUUUUUGCAGAUGACACAGUCAUUUUUGGAAAAGCUAAUACUCAGGAGGCAGGUAGAAUCGUGGAGAUCAUCAAUGAGUAUGGAGCAAUCACUGGUCAAGAGGUCAAUAUCAACAAGUCGUCUGUUUUCUUCAGUGCGAAUGUUCCAACGGAGGAAAAGAACGACAUUAUCACUCACAUUGGGUUUGCCCCUACCAACUGUCACUCCAAAUAUCUAGGAGUCCCAACCGAAUGGGGAAACUCAAAGAAGGAGACUUUCUACUUCCUCAUCCAAAGGAUGGAAAAGAUGGGGGAAGCAUGGAAGAGCCUCCUCCUUUCCCAUGGAGGGAAGGAGGUGCUCCUUAAAGCUGUGAUCCAGGCUAUUCCAUCUUUCAUUAUGUGCCUCUUCCUCCUACCAGUUUCUCUAACAAAGAAGAUGGAUUCUCUCCUCAGUAACUUCUUCUGGUCAGGGUCGAUGCAAAAGAGCAGCCUACACUGGUGUAGUAAGGAAAUACUUUGUGCCCCGAAGUCAGAAGGAGGUCUGGGUUUUCGAAGCUUUAGAGAUUUUAAUCUGGCCCUUCUGGCAAAGCAAGCCUGGCGACUCCUGACCACCCCUAAUGCCCUUUGGAGCCGACUCCUCAAAGGUCUCUACUUCCCUAGAGGUAACUUCCUCACAGCGAAAAAAGGAAGCAAACCACCGUGGAUCUGGGCUAGCCUCUGGGAAUCCAGAUUAGUGGUCAAUUUGGGAGCAGUGAGAGUGAUUGGGUCUGGAGACGACUCAUGGAUUGAUCAAGAUCCUUGGGUCCCCUCCCUCCAUAAGGCAAGCAUUCAGAGUGGACCUCAAGAUCAUAUUCGUGUCAAUUCUUGGAUCGAUCAGGAGGGGAGGAAGUGGAAUUAUGAUAUGAUCCAAGGGCAAGUGUCUUCUUCGGAAAUGGACGCAAUUUUGAGAAUUCCCAUUGGGGAAAUGGAUUCUAAGGACUUCUGGGCGUGGAAAUUGAAUGAGAAUGGUGUCUUCACUGUCAAAACAGCAUACCAUGCGGUACACUUAGCCUCAACGGAAUCCCAAACGAUUGCCAAUAUGGAAAAGUGGAAAUGGAUGUGGAACCUGGAUAUCCCUCCAAAACUUAAGUUCUUCGUUUGGAGGUGCGCUAAGAACGGGCUUGCAACAAAAGAGAAACUCUUUCAAAGGAAAUGCUCUCCUAACUCGAUAUGUCAAGUAUGCCAAUGCCCCAUUGAGUCUCUCGUCCACUGCCUUUUCUUGUGUGACCAUGCAAGAGAAUCUUGGACCACUAUCUUCCCAUCCCUCCCAAUUCCGGCCCAGUCUACUGCCUUCCUUGACUGGUUGUACUCUUUAAAGGAUGUUAUCCACGCAAGAGCCAUGUCCCAUGUUAUCUUCCUCUGCUGGAAUAUUUGGAAGGCAAGAAAUGAGUGUGUGUUCAAGAAUCGGAUCCCUUGGCAUCCGAAUGUGAUUAUGAGAACAUACAAGGAUCUUACUGAAUGGACGACCUGUCCGAGGAUGCCCCUCCUUUGCUCUCCUUCUCCUCAGCUCAGGGGAGCCCACUCGCUCACUUCUCCACCGCCAAGCAAUCAUAAUUUUGUGAUUCACUGUGAUGGGUCGUUCUUAAACGACUCCCAGCCGGCGGCAUAUGGUGUUGUUGUCAUUAACCAUCAUGGGCAAGUGUGUGACGGGCGAGCUGACACCCUCCUUUGUUCCACCCCGUUCGAAGCCGAAACAAAAGCUCUUUUGGAAGGUCUCAAAUUAGCUCAAGAAUAUGGCACUGAAUGUGUUGUCCAGUCUGACUGCCAGACGUUAGUGAAAGCUCUUAAUCAAGAUUCUAGAAGUUGGCCAUGGAGAGGAGCAGCCUGGAUUGGAACCAUGGUUUCAAUCCUGAGAGCAAAUCCUCAAAUCAAGGUCAAGGCGGUUGCGCGUAAAUUUAAUGUUAGAGCAGAUUGGGUUGCGCGAUCACUUGCUAGAUCUUCUCUCCCAGAUGACUGGAUUAGUGUUCUUGAUCUAAUUUCUGACUUCCUUUAAAGUUUGUAACCUCUGUCUUCGUAUUGGUGAUGGAAUAAAAGUUGAACCUUAUUGUCAAAAAAAAAAGUAAGUAAGUAGAAAAAUAUACACCCCCAAAAAAAAAAAUCAGUGUUGGAGGGAGUGUGCGUGAUGUAAUAAGGCAGGAAAGGAAAGGAAAGGAAAGAAUCAGGAUGGACAAGUUGCAGCAGCAGUCAUUUGUUUGUUAUCUUUUAAAGAAACUGAUGCAGCAGCUGCAAGUUGGGAGAGUGUGGAUCUGCUUUUGUUAUUUCACUGAUUCCAUCAUCGAGCCAUCAUUACACCAAAGGAGCAGCGGAAGAGAAAAAAGAGAUGAAUUUGUCAUUUUCUUUCGUCUGUAGUCUGUACCUAGGAAAUGAUUCCCUUCCCCCUUUACCUCUACUCUACGGUUUUGGAUAUAAUAGAUAAUUGUAACCAAAUAUAGGAAAAGCAUCAUCAUCAUUCAUCAGCCUUCACAAUCACAAAAUAUAUGGAAAUAGUUAAUUUCGUUGAGACUCAAUUUCGAUCAUACGAACAAUUUUUACGAGAUCAUAAUUACCAAACAAUAUUACUUUUUAAACAAUCCCAAGAGUUCAAAUCCUCGCAUUCACGAGUACCACAAGCGGGGAGAGUCCAAUUCUAAAAAAAAAUAAAAAAAUUGUGAACUAACAAAUCACCUAUAAAACAAACAUGUUUUCUGAAUUUGCAAUGUGCGCAGGAAUGGGUAGGGAGAGCAACAAGAUCACACAAGAGGGUAGAAGCAACAACAUACACAUGAAAUUUUGCAUCGACUAUGAUCUAGCGGUUUCACUGCUAAUUUUCAGUAAGGAAAUCUAAACUUCGAAUCUCGAACUAGAUUUUCUCUUCCUACAUACCCUCAAGAUGCAUGCAUGCAAAAAAAAAAAAAACUCUUACUGGGAUCUAACAAUAGGCUGGAGUUUCGGAGUAGUGAUAUUUUGGGAUAGGCAACUGUGGGCAGUAGUUGUACAAGCAAAAUGUUCUUUACCGAGUUGAUCUUGUCAGCAACCAAAAGAUCCCAGUACUUUGAGUUGUCGAAAAAGAUUUAUUUUAUAAACCAUGUAUUAUUUACUAACACUCUUGUAACUCAUACGAAAUUUAACUUAUACGGAUUUGACAUUUACAUAUAUCUGAAUACCAUAUGCGUAAGAUAAUUAUUGGGAUAUUCCACCCACUAUCAAUCUCUUUCUUUCAAAAGCGUGCUCCACUGUCAAUAGAAAUUCGAACCCCAUUAAUUUGGAAACGCCAUGCAUGGUUGAAAUCCAACCAUAAAUCCCAACGGCGGUUACAAUGGCAGAUUGGCAGUUGGCACAGGCGUCGUGCUCUGGCCUUCCUUUAUUUCUUCCCAGCCUUUCUCUUGGCAGUUGCUAACCGUAAUAACUGGAGACCGGAGAGCAUGUAUCUAAUCUUUCCCUUUACAUCCAUUAUUUUGCUGUAUUUCCAACUUUGGAGGCAAUCGUUUCAAGUUUUGCUUUUCAUCGUCUCUAUAUUUCCUUUACGUUGCUUUUCAACAAGGAAUCCGCAUCCAACUGCUACGUACCUGGAUUAUUGAAACAAGAGCCGGAUCAAACUAGGUUUGUCUUUUAUAAUUAAACAAGGUGGCGAUGCUGCGCCUUACCACGGAGCGGAGAUAGUAUAUGGGUAUAUAUUAUGUGGCCCCUUAUAGCGUUUUGUUAGUAUUAUUAGUCUAUAAUUAAUUUUCUGUUAGUAGUUGUAUUAGUAAUAUUGACUUGAAAUUGUGAUAUUGACUGAGAAGAGAUAUAUGGCGGUCAAGAUCCAAUUUAAAAUAUUUUGAAAAUUUUGGAUAGUAAAUGAUAUUUAGCUGAACCCAAGUAGACCCAUUGAUUAUGAUUAGUGUAUGGGCGACAUAUAUAUGGAUUUGGAAGUUUGUAGAUGGGUUAUGGUAGGGUAUUGAUAUUUACUUAUGUAAUCUAAAUGUGUAUAAGUUGGGUAUGAAUACCCACUUAUUCGAGAGUGUUUUAAUUCCACACACACAUAUUAGACCUAUUUGUAGAACUUCAAAUGUUUAGGUACCAAAAUGUAAUACACAAAAAAUUUAGAUACUAAAAUGUAAUGUUUCGUCAAUAUUUUGAGGACUUAUAUGCCAAAAAGAUAAAUUUAGGUUAUAAAUCUAAAGAUCUAUUAAGUUUAGGUACCGAACUAUAAUUUGCAUAGUUGACGCUUAAUUCCUUUUAUGGUGAUGUAUUUAAGAUGAUAAUUAUUUAAUUUUUUAUAGAAAAAUGGAAACUACUUAUUUGAUAUGUGUAGAUACAUAGCCCAACAUUCCAUCUAUAAUUGUUGAAAAUUCUAGCCUAAGUGAAAAAAAAAAACUCUAGAGAGAAGCAAAAGGAAUACAAACUGGAACUCGCUUAAAAUUUCACGUCUUCAAAUCUCAUAGUCGAAGACGACGACUUUCUAAUAAGUAAUAACCAAUUUUUAAUUCUCUAGACUGUUGGUGAGUCGUGUAUGGACCCGUUCAUACUUGUAAUUAGAAUACAUAAAAAUAGUAUACUAAUUAGGGUUAGAUGAAGAAGGCAAACAAAGAAAUAAAGAAAGGGUUAUGGAAGGCGAGUGAAAAAUGAAAUGAAGAGGAAGUAGAUAAUGGAAAGGUUUUGACCAAUUUUUUUAAUUGACCGUCAAUACAACAGUCAACCCUUUUCACCGUAGAAAUUUAUUGACAACUGCUUAUGUAGAUGUAGCAUAUUUUGUUGCAUGUAGUUAGUAGAAGUUUGUUUACUACCCCGUAAAUGUACAAAAUGAGUUUAUAAAUUCGCUCUUGCAAUAUUUUAGAGUCGUCUCUCUUUUAUCAUUUAUUUAAUGUUUCACGUAAUAGCAAAUAUGAAAUGGUCGAAUCUUCUCCUACAGUUGAGUGAUACAAUAUAUUGUAUUUUAUAAACUAAAUUUACACUCUUAUGUUAUGGUGGAUUGAAUUCGUGGAUUGGUUCAAAAGGAUUGGUGGAUUGAAUUCAAGUGAAAUCUAAACAGUGGACCAAUAUGUAAAUUUAAAAAAUUAUAGGUACCAAAAUCUCAUAAAAUUUAGAUACAAAAUCAUAAUUGUUCAAUGAUUUAACAUUAAAUUUAAAUUUGUAUCAAAAUGUUAAAUAUACAUUAUAAUGACUAAGUUGUGAUUUAAUUAAAUUUGGGGUAUCAAAAUGUUAAAUAUACAUUAUAAUGACUAAGUUGUGAUUUAAUUAAAUUUGGAGUAUCAAAAUGUUAAAUAUACAUUAUAAUGACUAAGUUGUGAUUUAAUUAAAUUUGAGGUAUCAAAAUGUAACUUUUUAGGCAACAGUAACCUUACUUUACAUUUAUAUAUAUUAAUAAUAAUAUACAAUUAAAAAUUAAUGUCAUAGUACUCCAUUCAUCGGAAAAAAUAUGAUUGUCUAAAGUUCGAAUUCCUUUAGUAACACUCAAUUAAAGUCAAACUUAUAUCACACUUAAAAAACUUAUUCAUUUCUAUUUUGUAUAAACAACCUUGAAGUGUUUUACAUUUUCAUAUCACAAAAAGUUGUACAAAACUCAUUAUUAUAUGUAAGUGUAUGUAAAUAUAAUUUCACUAAGUUUAUUAUCUCUCUUCUUGUAUUGAUGUAAAUGUAUAAUAUUUGAAUCUCAUAUUACACCUAUCGGGAAUUAACAAAUUUUCUCCAAAAUUUUAGGUGUAUCAUGUGACACAGCCAAAAAUAAGCUGGCUCGGCGCCAAUGACUAAUAGCAUUAUAGCUGUGACAAAUUACGAUAUCAAUAACUUGUUCGUCUCAAUAAUUAUAGGUUUAGCAACAUAUAUUAUAAACCCGAAUCUUAUUGUAUCAUUCUCUUACUCAUAAGUUGCCCCCCCUCACUUUUCAUAGAUUAGAAAACCGGUAUGAAAAAAAUUCACAUAUACCUUGUUAAAGAAAAAGGACUGGCACAACCAAAUUUCACGCCCGAUUGAUCUGUCUGGCUACCUGAUCAUAUGCUACACAUCUUACAGAUUCUAAUCACAUGAUUUACAAUCUGUAAAAAUGGAAAUUAAUUAAUAAAAUGGAGAAUUGGAGAUAUACUAUCUAAUUUUGAUCGAGGGAUAACCCUAAGCUAUAGUAAUGGACCCUCAUGACUUGAAAUGAGACCAUGCCUUGCCGGCUCCAACCCACAUGGCAUACACAUAAAUGAGCUGGUUGGGUUGGGCUCAGAGGUUAUUAUUAUUAUUAUUAUUAUUAUUAUUAUUAUUAUUAUUAUUAUUAUUAUUAUGAGCAUUUGCAUAUGCUUGCUGUCAGUUCACACUCCUCCCUGUGUUCCCCUGCUUUUAUAAUCCGAUCUUAAUCAUCGUCAUUAGUAGUAUAAUAUUUUCUCUUAAUUGUUAGCAAAAGGGGGAAACUGUUUGGCAAAACGGGAUCUGUUCCACACUCAGCAAUACACAGUCGGAUUAUAAUCUCUUUAAUCCAUUUCCCCCUUUUCCCCCUUCCUUCACAUGGUGUUUGUAUAAGCUCAUAAGCAACGAAUCUCUAAUUAAAAGUACACCAACCAAUAUUUUAAACCUAACAAUUCCGAGAACCAAAAUGCGCCACCAUAUACGUUUACAACCUUUGUGGGGUUAUAUGGUACCCAUUUCAGUACUCAAUACAUAUUUCUUUGUUGCUAAUAAGUUAUAUAUAAUGCGUAAUUGAAUCUCGAUGACCAUCAUUAAUUGGUAAGCUAAUAGUUUUGAUACUUGUGCAAAUUCCAAAUCCACAGUGGACGGUCCCACCUUAUAGUCAGGAGGGGCUAUAGCUCCCCUGAACACUCAAGAUCGUGUAAAUUUUGUAACAAACUUGAAAAAUAUAUUAGUUUGUAGGACUUUAGCCCCCACUCCCCCCUUCCCGAUUCAAACAUCUUGAACGUAAAUUAUAGCCCCCCCUCGCGGUUCAAAUUUAUGGCUCCGCUACUGCUGCAUGUCCAUAUGAGAAGGCUUUUGUUUAAGGGAAGCAUGUUAGUAUGUGGUAUAAGAUCCACUAUUGAAUUUCUCCCAGCACCUCGAGUUAUCGAAUCAACUAGUUCUUGACAUAGUAUGUGGUAUAAUAUACAACAUCUACCAACAACUCGAGUUAUUGGAUCAACUGAAGGUGGAGGACAUGCGCGCAAGGGAUGCUUGACAUUCUAAUGUAUGUGCAAACUUCAAGCCUUUAUAAGAUCACUUUCGUUUUAGGGGGUGUGUUAACAAAUGAGUAUCUGAUCU
Molecule: messenger RNA, 8644 nt
Organism: Linum trigynum
Lineage: Eukaryota; Viridiplantae; Streptophyta; Magnoliopsida; Malpighiales; Linaceae
Source: the annotation of a GenBank genome assembly